AUGUAUCUGCCUUCAUUUGGGAAGAAUAUAAUCACACGCUUUGGUGUGCCAAAACCAAUGGUGUUUGAUAAUGGACCGCAAUUCGAGACCGACCAUCUUAGGGAUUAUCUGAGUUACCAGGGUAUAGCACAUUGCUUUACUUCGAACAGAUGCCCAAAGGCCAAUGGCCAAGUUGAGGCAUACAACAAAUUAAUCUCUAAUGUCAUCAAGCGGAAUCUUGAGAAAGCAGGUCGCCUAUGGGCUGAUGAGUUGGUCAAUGUGUUAUGGUCCAUUCGAAUGACAACAAAGAGUUCAACAGGGGAGACCCCAUUCUUUUUGGUCUAUGGUGCUGAGGUUGUGCUCCUAAUUGAAAUGUAUGAGCCCACUCUACGAGUGAUGCUAUAUGAUGAAUCGGCCAAUUGGGAGGCCAUGAAGACCGCCCUUGACUUUCUUCCAGAAUCAAGGGGCAAUGCGGCGCUUAGACACGAAAUAUAUCGUCUAAGGAUGACAAGGGAAUAUAAUCGCAAAGUGUCAAAGCGGCCGCUUAAGAUUGGAGACUUGGUCCCAAGAAAAAUGAAAGUGGUAGGCCGAGCAAAAGAGCGGAUGGAAAGCUAA
Messenger RNA from Chenopodium quinoa (quinoa), 594 nucleotides. RefSeq lists its product as uncharacterized. The coding region runs from base 1 to 594 and encodes 197 amino acids. The transcript has a single exon. The record is from RefSeq and is a predicted model, not a curated record. Gene Ontology annotation, molecular function: nucleic acid binding. Gene Ontology annotation, biological process: DNA integration. NCBI's taxonomy places the organism in Eukaryota, Viridiplantae, Streptophyta, Magnoliopsida, Caryophyllales, Amaranthaceae.